AUGCAGGAUCUUGUACAAAACGUCUCUGUAAGAGAUUUCAAACUAAACUGCUUUCAUGACAUGGAAGAAUGGAGACCUUUGCUAUCCAUCGUCUACUUUUUUAUGUUUUUGCUGUCUGUUUUUGGAAACUCUUUUCUGGUCUAUGUAAUUGUAUCACAUAGGGCUUUGCACUCCCCUAUGUUUGUACUUAUCGCCCUUAUGGCAGUUGUGGAUGCGUGUUCACCAUUGCUCUUUGUACCACAUAUGCUGUUAAGCCUUCUGUUUGGCUGGAAUGGUAUUUCUUUUGCUGGUUGUUUAAUACAAAUGUUUUGCAUUCAUUAUUCUGGGACAUUUCAGUGCCUUUUAUUGCUGGCCAUGGCACUGGAUCGUUACUUUGCUAUAUGCAGACCUCUGUUUUAUCACAAAUACAUGGAACUGCCUAAUUUUUUUAAGUUUAUGAUAGUACCAUUAAUAAGAAAUAUACUCCUUAUCGCUGCUGUAGUCUGUCUGGCUGGAAGAUUGUCUUAUUGUGGAACAAAUAUUAUAGACCAUUGUUUUUGUGAACACAUGGCAGUGGUUCAGUUGGCAUGUGAAGAUAUUUCUAUUAAUAACUUUGUUGGACUUUUGACUGCUUUUUUAAUACCAGCCUUAGAUUUUUUAUUGAUUGCUAUUUCUUAUAUGAUAAUAUUCAUCUCUGUUCUGAAAUCUGGUAAGGCCCACUUAAAGGCUCUUAAUACUUGUGUUACACAUAUAAUUGUCAUUACUGUUACUUUAGCUUUUGCCUUGUUUUCUUUUAUGCUAUACAGAAUAAGAAAUAACUUCUCUCAAAGCAGUCGUGUCUUCAUGAGUACAAUGUAUAUGCUUUUCCCAAGUUGUUUUAACCCAAUCAUUUAUGGACUGAGGACAAAGGAAAUCAGACAGCAAAUUUUAAAAUUUAUAAACAUAAAAGUCUUACCACUUUUUAGAUUAUAG
Messenger RNA from Trichomycterus rosablanca, 951 nucleotides. Its product is annotated as olfactory receptor 52D1-like. The record is from RefSeq and is a predicted model, not a curated record. Gene Ontology annotation, molecular function: G protein-coupled receptor activity; olfactory receptor activity. Gene Ontology annotation, biological process: G protein-coupled receptor signaling pathway. Lineage: Eukaryota; Metazoa; Chordata; Actinopteri; Siluriformes; Trichomycteridae. Gene Ontology annotation, cellular component: plasma membrane.